CCAAAAAACAAAACAAAAAUGUUCAAAUACUUUGCUCUCAUUUUCGUGGCUCUUUUCGCCUUCGCUGCUGCCGAACCUAAGCCAGCUGUCGUCGCCUACUCAGCCCCAUUGGUCGCCUCGCCCUACGCUGCCGCAUAUGCGGCACCCUAUGCCGCUUACGCCGCUGCUCCUUAUGCCGCCUACGCUUCACCCUAUGCUGCCUACUCCGCUUACCCAUACAGCGCCGCCUAUGUGCUCCGCAAGUAAAUGGAAUGUAGCAGAAAAACUGUGAUAGUUACUGAAAUUGAUUGGC
Molecule: messenger RNA, 292 nt
Organism: Rhagoletis zephyria (snowberry fruit fly)
Lineage: Eukaryota; Metazoa; Arthropoda; Insecta; Diptera; Tephritidae
Product: cuticle protein 5.1-like
Source: RefSeq, a predicted model, not a curated record